Aplosporella prunicola CBS 121167 is the source of this 2971-nucleotide messenger RNA. RefSeq lists its product as uncharacterized. The record is from RefSeq and is a predicted model, not a curated record. The transcript has 5 exons. NCBI's taxonomy places the organism in Eukaryota, Fungi, Ascomycota, Dothideomycetes, Botryosphaeriales, Aplosporellaceae. Bases 112 to 2739 code for a protein of 875 amino acids.
UUCAUCACUCUCUUUGAAAAGACUUCGCUUUUCGAGACAGUAUCCUGCACUAAAAACACCCAAGGAGCCUUCAGAAGGGGAUCUCAAAAUCGAUGACAACCCGGUACCGAUAUGACUGAAAGGAUACUGGCGUCAGAUUCGGAACCUGAAAGUGAAACUAUAGCCGACGUUGUCACGAAACUGUUUCAGCAAUUCAAUGGAUUGGGUACGCAGCUCCAUCACGCCGACCAAGAUUAUACCAACCAGGUUCAACGGUCCGAGGUUGCCGACGAAGCUGGCCGUUUCCGAACAUGGGCCGGUAAUAUAGGUGCCCAUCGCAGAGGCAGAAGCUCACUUGAUUACCGAUUGAGGGAUGCGUCUCAUAUCGAACACAAAGUUCAUACGUUGUUGCGGCGUUUGGACAGCCUCCUUGUAAGAUGUAUUGCCAUUGUAACUGGAGAGGUGAUCCCCUGGGACAAACGACCGCUUGAGUCCAGCUCGGAUUCGGACUCCAGUGACCCAGAGAACGAAGAUUUACAGGAUAACACAGAAUUACGACAACUGAUGACCAGUACGCACGAUACAACUACCAUGCUGUUGCGUCUUACCAUGGCCAUACAAAACCCUGCCCCACAUGAUCAGAUCAUGAAUUCAGCUGACGCAGAUACGUCAUUCUACACACCAUAUGAUAUCUUCCAUGUAAAAUCCAAACUGGCCACUGCCACAGACGAUAUUGCGGACAGGUUGGGAAAGGCCAUCUCCAGGCGCCGUCAAUUUUUCAAAUAUCGCGAAUUACAUCAUCAAAAACUGGCGUACGGUAUACAACGUAGCCUAGGCCAGGUCAGCACUGAGGAAACAAAAACUGAGCAUCAACCACCGACUACUAUUGCUUCAUCACUCCCAGGAAAUGUCAAAUUGAGUGCUCAUCCGGCGGCUUUGAACUUGUCAUAUGAUGAGCGCCCAGAAUCUGGCCUAACCCAAACCUCGUUCGCGACGUCUGCAGAUGAGGGUGAUGAGAAAAUACUUAAGAUACCACUACUUCCAGCAGUUGGGCAGAAUGGAGAUCCUUUCGAAUGCCCUUACUGUUUCACCAUGAUUUCUAUCCGAAGCAAUCUUUCAUGGAAAAGGCAUAUCCAUAACGACCUACGCCCUUAUGUUUGCACUUUCUCAGAUUGUCCCACGCCUAAUCGGCUCUAUGAAAGGCGGCAUGAGUGGUAUGAACAUGAACUUCAAAUUCAUCAACGAACCUGGCGAUGCUCCAACGACGAAUGUGCUAUGCUCUUCCAGUCUCUUUCAGAAUUCGAAGAUCAUGUUAUGAAUACACACAAUACGGUCAAUUCUUCGGAAAACUUUGCUGCUGGGGCGGAACUACCUAACAAAUGGCCGAUUGCUCCAGUGACCGAGUGUCAUCUGUGCGGUCAAACAAGAAUCCCAUUCUCUCGACUUCAAAAACACCUUGGCGGCCACCAGGAGCAGCUAGCACUUUUUGCAUUACCUUCUUUGCCGGAAAGCUCAGGCAAUGAAGCCGAUACGAAGAGCGAGUCAUCGAAUUCAAUAAACAACCAAUCAGACGACAACUCAAGCGGCGAAUCAAAAAAAUCAGAUAAACUGCCUCCUGAUCCGUCUUCUGAGGGCCUCAAAACAUUGGAUAGAAAACUACAACCGUAUUUGCCACGAAAUGAAGGAGAAAUUUUUCGGAGACAUACUGAACAAAAGCGAGAGCCACCGCUCUUAGAGCCACUCUCCACAGACCCUGGUUCAGAGAGAGCUGAGCUCGAAAAAGAAUUAAAGAAGAUAGAGACGGAAAAGGCUGCUGCUGAGGAAGCGGCUAAAGCACCCCCUCCGCCUGAACCUCCGAAGCCGCCUAUUAAGUUUAAAGACGCGGUGGGUAGGAAGUUCAGCUUCCCAUGGAAUUUCUGCAAGACGCGGAAGGGAAUGGAAGAUCUUAUUAAACAAGCUUUUCUUCAUGUUGACGUUAUUGGACGAGAAGUUCAAGAAGGACACUACGACCUUGUUGGCCCCGAUGGCGAAAUCAUCCUCGCUCAAAACUGGGAGGCAGUAGUUCAACCCGAUAUGGCGAUUACCAUGCACAUGUGGCCUAUGGAAGAACUUCCCCAGCCUGAGCCUGUCCCUCCGCCGCCGCCACCGCCCCGUCUUCGCCACAUCUCGUCUUAUUUUGGUAUGGAUUUCGGGUUUCCCCGCCAUCUCGGCGGACCGCUGCCAAACAAGGAGAAGAAGAAGAAGUCUUUGAAGCAGACGGACCCAAUUGCGGUACCCCCGCCACCGCCUCCUCCUCCCAUAGUAGGAGUAACAAAUCCCAACGUCGCCGAGCCCCCAACAACCCUCCCAAUGGUGGAUACCCUCACUCACGUCAAGCCCAAAAUGAAGCCAAUUACCAGGAAGAAGGCGCCACUACGUGGUUUUCUGCGAUGGACCGCUGGUCAGUCCUCAAGACCAAGCGGAAAAGGACUAAAAGAAGACGAAGAAGCAGUCGGUGCAUGCAGCCAAAGUUCCGAAUCUCACGAUGCCGUUUUAUCCACCCUAAGAGACAAUUCUACUGUCGAUUCAGCUACUGGGGAUCGUAGCGAAGAUUGGACAAGCUUCACUGAAGAUUGGCCACAUUCGAUCGAAGAUGCUGAGCCGGAGCGCAGUGGACGGGCGGGGAAGCAGGCAGAAGAGGAUAUUGACUACACUUCCAGCAUCCGUAUGGAAAACGAAUGGCGUGAAUAUGGAGGAGAUUACCUGCCACCUUCUCCUUGAUAUUGAGGUCACAAGGGCUUGAUGGCUGUCUUAUGGUCCAGUUCCAAGUUCCGUAUUUUUCUCAGAUGGUUUCACGCGCUUCUUUUCAGUUUCAUUAUUAUCCCUUUACAAAAACACCAACUCAAGAAUACUCGUUCCAUAAACAACAUACAUUCACCCAGUGUAUCUUACGGUAGCACUCUAUGGUGUUAAUAGGGGCGGGCAUUUUACGAAUUUUACAAUCGGAACCGUG